Astyanax mexicanus (Mexican tetra) is the source of this 996-nucleotide messenger RNA. RefSeq names its product EBP like (gene ebpl). The transcript is spliced from 4 exons. The coding region runs from base 63 to 698 and encodes 211 amino acids. NCBI's taxonomy places the organism in Eukaryota, Metazoa, Chordata, Actinopteri, Characiformes, Acestrorhamphidae. Gene Ontology annotation, biological process: sterol metabolic process. The record is from RefSeq and is a predicted model, not a curated record. Gene Ontology annotation, molecular function: cholestenol delta-isomerase activity. Gene Ontology annotation, cellular component: membrane; endoplasmic reticulum.
GCUGGCAGUUGAUGGCCAAAGUUCUUUACUGUGAGGAAAUUUUAAAACUGUGAUUUUUUAAAAUGACUGAAUCCGUUAAAGCCGUUGAAGCGGGCGAGGCUCCGGUUCUGUCCGCGAUAACGGUGCUCUCCCUGCUCGCGUGCGCAGCGCAGCUCGCCGCGGGGUACAUAUUCGCGCAGAUAUGGGGCAGAAAGUGUUCCUCCACCGACAGAUGGGUUCUUGUGUGGCUGUUUUACGACGCCAUUGUCCACAUUACUCUGGAAGGUCCGUUCGUGUACAUGUCGCUGGUUGGGACUGUUGCAACUUCAGACAACAUAUUAGCAGAACUUUGGAAAGAAUAUGGGAAGGCGGACCAGCGUUGGUUACACUCAGACCCAAAUAUUGUGUCUCUAGAGCUGCUCACAGUCGUAUUGGAUGGGUUUCUAGCGCUGCUUUUGGUCUACGCUAUUGUAAAAGACAAGCAUUACAGGCACUUUGUCCAGAUCACCCUGUGUGUGUGUGAGCUGUAUGGAGGCUGGAUGACCUUCUGCCCAGACUGGCUGAUAGGAAGUCCUAACCUGAACACAAGUAACUGGCUGUACCUGUGGGUUUACCUGACGUUUUUUAAUGGUAUAUGGGUGGUGGUGCCUGGAUUCCUUCUCUACCAGUCAUGGAAGGAUCUACAAAGGUCCCAUUAUGCUCUGAAGAAGCAGAAGUAGAUCCAGAGCCUACAUACUGAUUGUUAAUAAAAGUAACAGGAUUACAUACCCAAUAUGCAAAUAUAUGGUCUCAGGAGCCAAUGCCAGUCCAACAUUUCCCACACACCAAGACACCAUAUAAUUUUACUGAGGAUUACCUACCUAAUCGACCAUGAAAGAGUAAUUAUGUGUGCUUUUGAAGACAAUCGCAUCUAAUAGUGGACUGGGCUGAAGACUCCUUCAAGAAAAUAUCGUACUGUACUGUACCAUAAUCUACUUAUGCCAUUUGUCAUCAACAUAUAAACUACUGUAAAACAUU